Molecule: messenger RNA, 1308 nt
Organism: Phycomyces blakesleeanus NRRL 1555(-)
Lineage: Eukaryota; Fungi; Mucoromycota; Mucoromycetes; Mucorales; Phycomycetaceae
Exons: 5
Coding region: 1-1308 (435 amino acids)
Biological process (GO): microtubule-based movement
Source: RefSeq, a predicted model, not a curated record
AUGACCUCAACAUUCCCAUACUCAUCACUCUCACGAUUAGGAACGGCAUCCUUAAGAUCGGCCACAACCGCAAGUCUAUCCCAUUUACUACAGAGACCACCAACCUUUGGAACCGAAGAUCGGAUUGUAUUGGAUAUCGGCUCGCUGUACAUAAAAGUAGGAUUUGGAGGAGAACCCCGACCCAGACACAUUAUAUCUUUUCGAGAGUUUCUACACCAAGAUAGACAAACUCCAAGUGAUCAGCAGCUUGUGGAACUGUAUAAUCAAGAUUUAAUGAGAGAAAAUAAUGCCAUGGAAAGAGUUGAAUUUAUGCUGGGUGGCGCUCUUCAGGAUGUUUAUUUCAGAUACCUAUUGGCUGAUCCAAGUCAGCACAAGGUUAUUAUUUGUGAAUCACCCAUGAUACCCAUCAAGGUUAAAGAGAUUAUUGCAAGCAUUCUCUUUCAUCGUUUCCACAUCCCGACCAUUUCAUUUCUUCCAAAUCAUCUUCUGGCCCUAUUGACUACAGGAAAAAUGACUGGCCUUGUUAUUGAUUGUGGACAUUUGGAAACAAUCGUAUUACCAAUUAGUUUUGCGAUACCUUUAUCCAAUGCAUUGAAGACAACUCCUUUGGCCGGAAGAGCCGUUGCAUCAAGAUUGAAAGAGCUUCUCAAAAACCAUGCCAGUAUAAUUGAUGCCAGCUCUCAUUCCUCCAUUUCAGUUUAUCCUCACCGUCAAGUGCUAGAUAGCAGCUUAACAUCAGAGUUAAUUCAAGACAUACAGCUCCAAUGCCUCUUUGUUUCUCCUACAGGAGCAGAUGGGAUGACUGAAGAUAUCGGUGAUAGUGAUAACAAAAAUAGUCAUGCAAACGAUGUCUAUUAUCGUCUGAAGGGAAAAGAUGGUAUCUUAGUAAUCCCUGGGUGGGUGAGAGAACAUGCAGCUGAGAUUCUCUUCAGCCCCAUCGAUGAAGAGCUUUGUAGUAUUGGAGAAUGUGUACUAGACGCUGUACUAAAGGUCCCAAGAGACCUAAGACGUGAGCUUAUAUCUUCUAUACUCUUAAUUGGUGGAAGCAGUAUGAUGGCAGGAUUCCAAACACGACUGCACAAUAACUUAGUGGGCAAGAUAAAAUUGGCUAAAUAUUCCAAGAUCUGUGGCCUCCUGCCGUCGAUAAACUUCUUUGAUAUUUCUUCCAAAUCAGGACAAGUGUUCCCGAGAAACAGUCGGGCUUGGGUGGGUGGAUCACUUGUAGGUGCCCUCCAAUUAUCGGGACAAGCAGUUAAUCGAGAGCAGUUUGAUGGAAGUGUCCCCGACUGGACUAGGCCAAUGCUAUAG